Schistocerca piceifrons (Central American locust) is the source of this 1198-nucleotide messenger RNA. RefSeq lists its product as uncharacterized. Gene Ontology annotation, cellular component: septate junction; membrane. The transcript has 6 exons. Gene Ontology annotation, biological process: septate junction assembly; regulation of tube size, open tracheal system. The record is from RefSeq and is a predicted model, not a curated record. Lineage: Eukaryota; Metazoa; Arthropoda; Insecta; Orthoptera; Acrididae. The coding region runs from base 122 to 808 and encodes 228 amino acids.
AAACGUAUGACGUCAAAGAUAAAAUGGCGCAAGCGCUGUAGAUUGAAAACAAUAUCGAGUGUGUUUACGGGAAACAGGACUUCGAAUGAUUUGAUUAAAAGCUUAAAGAAAAUUUGUAAAAAUGACAGCUGGAAAACAAGAUUACCCAAAGGCAUCAAAUGCUCUGGUGUUUGGUGGAAUGCUGACAUUCAUAGCUGGUAUGAUGCUUCUUAUGGCAUUUGCAAGCCCAUAUUGGAUACAGUCAUAUCAGGAAACAUUUAGUAAUUUUAAGCACAUGGGAUUGUGGGAGUACUGCUUUGAACAGUUCCGUUAUCCGUAUUAUCAGUUUCCUAAACUGUUUGAUGGAUGCCAUUACGUAUUCAGUCAAGAAUAUUAUGUUAUUAGAGAAUGGCUGCUUCCAGGUUGGCUUAUGGUUGUUCAGGCUUUUGUAACAUUAGCACUGAUGUUGUCAUUUACAUCUCAAAGCAUCAUUGCUCUGGAACUUGUCCGUUGGCCACUGGAAUUUGUCUUGACAUAUGAGUGGUUUUUAUCAGGAAUUGCUUUCUUGUGCAAUGCUAUCACAGCUGCUUUCUUGUUCUUGGCUGUAACUAUAUUUGGCGGGGAAUGUUGGCGCCGUGACUGGAUAAUGUACCCUAAUUUCAACUACCUAUCUUGGUCUUACGGAUUUGCUGUGUUAUCAAUGUUUUGUCAUGGAUUUUCAGCAUUGUUUGUGUACUUGGAUGCUCGUAAGAACUGGAUAAUGCGCAAAGAAAGUCAGAAUUUGGUUGCACAGAUGCACCCUAAUCCUGGCCGUAAUGGUUUUGUAUGAAAACAAGAUGGAAAAGUGACAGUCGUACUUCCUUGCCAUGUUUGCUGGAAAUCAGUGGCAGAGAGUACUGAGCAUUAGAUGUGCAAUCUGUAUAUUCCCAGGAGGAAUUUAUCUGGUAUCUAAUGAACUGAAUGAAUGUGAAAAUUACAGAAUUUUAUGUCUUCGGUAUAUCUUACACUUCCAGUUAUUCUGAUUGAUUAUCUUAACAAUAUUUUAAGUAUCACAUUUGCUUUUAAUUUCAGAACACACAACAAUUAAGUAUUUUUCUGUAUAAUUGCCUGUGAAUAAUCAUCUGUUGCGCACAAAGUAGCACGCGGGAGCACAUUUCCUUUUUGCUUUUUUCUUCCCAUGUGUAAGUUAGUUUUAAGAAUAAAGUUGAAUCUCACUAUA